CUCUCUCUCUCUCUCUCUCUGUCUCUCUGUCUCUCUCUCUCUCUCUCUCUCUCUCUCUCUCUCUCUCUCUCUCUCUCUCUCUCUCUCUCUCUCUCUCUCUCUUUCUACCUGUGCGCGUGACGCUGCUAGCAGUGAGGAAGUGAUUCGCUGCAGUGACUCGAGUGAAUCGACUCUUCUCGCAGUGAGUCGAGCUGCAGGUUCUGUGGAGCUUCUGUGGAGGUUCUGCUGGGUGGUUCGGCUCAGUAAACCCGGACGGGUUCCGCUGCUGUGUUCCGGGUCUGGAGCUGAAGCUGAAGCCGAGUUUAGGAGAGUUAAACUCAGCGCGGACACCAUGAGCUCUGCUGCUUAUGGCAGGAAUGGAUGCCAUGAGGAUGUUACCUUCCUUGAUGGUAACCAGAAGAACACGUCGAAGGGGAAGAAUGGGAAGAAGACUGGUCUGGUGGUGGGAGUUGUCCUGGCUUUGCUGGUUCUUGCUGCAGUGGCUGGAGUUCUGAUAUGGCUGUUUGUUGUCAAACCCAAAACAUCACAACAGGAGAAGACCCCAACGCUGGGGGCACAGAAGAUGACCACGCAGCGGGUGUUCAGCGGACAGAUGAAGCUGAUCGAUAUGCCGUACACCCCUGCAUACGAAGACUUUAAAAGCCCUGAGUUCAACGAUACAGCCGAGACCCUGCAGAACAUCCUGAAGCGGACGUUCUCCAAAGAUCCGCUCCUCUCCAAAUACUACAACGCCUCCGUCAUCACCGCCUUCAGUGAUGAGCUGAUCGCCUAUCACUGGACAAGGUUUGUUGUUCCUCCAACCGAGCUGGAGAUGCUCCCGAUGCUGACGGAGGAGCGAGUGCUGGAUGUGCUGCGUCGAGGAAUCAGACAGGAGGGACGCAGCUUACAGUCCUUCACCAUCACCGACAUCACCGCCUCCCUCACAGACCCCCGGAUGGCCAUCAACCCCAGAACCGCUGGCUGUUUCUUCACUCUGGACGCUGAUUCCAAAGUCAGUGUCUUCCAGUCUCCAGGAUAUCCAGCUAGUUACCCUCUCCACAGUCGCUGCCAGUGGCAGAUCCGUGCCCCUAAAGACAGAGCUAUCCUGGUCAAAUUCCCCAAAUUCUACGUGGAGGACGACUGUUCCAAUAACUACGUGUUCAUCUAUAACUCCCUCAGCGCAGACGGAUCUCAGGCCAUCACUCAGAAGUGUGGUCAGCGUCCACCCACUAAUCCUCUGGAGGUGACCUCCUCAAGCAACAUUAUGCUCCUCAACCUCGUCACAGAUGGUGAGAUCCAGAGACCUGGAUUCAAAGCAGAGUACAGCACUAUUCCCACAACUACAGGCCAGACGUGUGGAGGCGUUCUGACGAACCAAAGUGGAAACAUCAGCUCUCCUCGUUACCCAAGCUUCUACCCGCCUUCAGUGGACUGUUCCUGGACCAUAAAAGUUCCUGUCGGCAUGAAGGUCCGGGUGAAGUUCACCAUGUUCCGAAUGAAGGAGCCUCAAGUGAACAUACGCGUCUGCAACAAGGACUAUGUGGAGAUUUUCGGCGUUAAGUACUGUGGCGAGAGGUCUAUGCUGGCGCUCAGCAGCUCCAACAACAGCAUGACCAUUAACUUCCACUCUGAUAAGUCCUUCACCGAUAAAGGCUUCAUGGCCGUGUACAGCGCCUACGACCCCAACAACCCCUGUCCUGGUCAGUUUACCUGUGGUACAGGGAUCUGUAUCUCUAACGAUCUGCACUGCGACGGCUGGAACGACUGUGGAGACAUGAGUGACGAGAGAAAGUGCCAAUGUGAGGACGACCACUUUGCGUGUGCUAAUGGUCUCUGUAAGCCGAAGUACUGGGUCUGUGAUCAGGUGAACGACUGUGGAGACAACAGUGAUGAACAGCAGUGCCGCUGUGAGAAGAAUCAGCUGAGGUGUGGUGAUGGGACGUGUCUGCCGCAGACGGUUAGCUGUGAUGGGAAGAAGGACUGCGCAGACGGGAGUGAUGAGGCUUCCUGUAAAGAGACUCUGGGAAUAUGUACAGCCUUCACGUUCACCUGUAAGAGCGGCGAGUGUGUGAACAAGAUCAACGCUGAGUGUGAUAGCGUUAAUGACUGUCCAGACGCCUCUGAUGAGGAAGGCUGUGAUUGUGGAACGCGUCCUUAUAAACACAAUCGUAUCGUCGGCGGGCAGAACGCUGAUGUUGGUGAAUGGCCCUGGCAGGUCAGUCUUCACUAUUCCACCAACGGACACACGUGCGGCGCCUCCAUCAUCUCCAACAGAUGGCUGCUGUCUGCUGCUCACUGUUUCGCCAGCGGAGAUCCUUCGUACCACGAGGUGUCCAACUGGCUGACGUACAGCGGCAUGCAGGACCAGGAGAGAGACGACAGCAACGUCCAGGUGAGGGAGGUGCAGACCAUCAUCACCCACCAGGACUACAACCAGUUAACCCAGGAUAACGACAUCGCCCUGCUGGAGCUGAAGGAACCGCUGGUCUUCUCCAACACCAUCCACCCCAUCUGCCUGCCGGCCAGCUCCCACGUCUUCCCCGCCGGCAUGCCCUGCUGGGUCACAGGCUGGGGGGCUCUCCGAGAGGGAGGACGAGCGUCGCGUGUCUUGCAGAAAGCAGAGGUGAAGAUCAUUAAUGACACUGUGUGUGAUGAUGUAACGGAGGGUCAGGUGACCUCCCGCAUGCUGUGCAGUGGAUUCCUCGCCGGGGGAGUGGAUGCGUGUCAGGGCGACUCAGGUGGUCCGCUGGUCUGCCUCUCUGAAGCUAAUAUCUGGUUCCAGUGUGGAAUAGUGAGUUGGGGGGAAGGCUGCGCUCGGCGGAAUAAGCCUGGAGUUUACACUCGCUUAACCAAGUUCAGAUACUGGAUCCGGCAGCACUCUGGAGUAUAGCAGCGUGCAGCAGCUUCAGGACCCUCGGGAGGACCCCCGGGACCUUCUCUCUACUGCCACAGCGAGACAGCAAGCCAACCAGCCAGCCAACCAACCAACCAACCAACCACCCAUCCCCUUCAUCUCCUCUCUGUGUCCAGGCACUACGCUGGGUCUGUGCGACACCACGCUGCCAGAAAUCUCAGGCUGAACAUUUAUUUUUAAUACCUUUAUUAAUAUUCCAGUGGUUUAAAUAGAUUUUUUUUGUGUGGUAAAGUGUUUUUGUUUGUUUAUUUUUUUUUAUUCUUUCAAGCACAUUUUAUUAGUGUCUUCUAAAACGUCAGAUGUUGUUUUGUUACUGAAUAUUUCUGAAUAUUAUCUUUCAGAUUGGUGGCUAUAGCUGCUUUCUUCCCAUUUUCAUGGAUAAACAGCUCUAUUUCUAUUUUAGCAGGAAUAAUAAAUACAGCCCAGUCUAUUAAAUUAAUAAAUUAAUUUUAAUGUAAUAAUAUUCUACAGAAUUAAAUAAAUAAAGAAGGUACGAUGCCACUUGUUCUGUUACAAUAUCUACUAAAAAAAAAAAAAAAGGUUUGUUUGAGUGAUGCCAUAUACUAGUGCAUCUCAACAAAUUAGAAUAUCAAUAAAAAGUUACUUGAUUUCAGUAAUUCAGUUCAAAAUGUGAAACUCAUAUUAUAUAGAUGUGUUACACAUAGAGGGAUCUAUUGUAAGUGUUGUUGUUGUUUUUUUUUUAUUGUUGAUGAUUAUGAAGCUUACAGGCAAUGAAAACCCAAAUAUCAGGUACUGUUGGCAGUGUGGGCAGUGUGCUAAGUCCUGCUGGAAAAUGAAAUCCGCAUCUUCAUUGGCUCCCUUCAAGUGGCUCUCCGAAACCAUCACUAACCAUCCUGGAAAAUCUUACAGCACUUCAUGCUUUUAUGGAGAUGCGGAUUUCAUUUUCCAGCAGGACUUGGCACACGGCCCACGCUGCAGUGUACAAAAGUACCAAUUGAUCUCAAUAUAUAAUAUUCUAAUUUUCUGAGAGACUGAUUUUAGGGUUUUCAUUGGCUGUAAGCUUCAUAAUCAACAAUCAACAAUAAAAAAAAAUAAAAAUAAACGUUUAAAAUAGAUCACUCUGUGUGUUUAAUAAAUCUAUAUAAUAUAUGAGUUUCACAUAUUUUUGAAUCCUCUAACUGAGCACUUCAUUAAAAGACCUGUAGAGCUACUAAUUAAUGCAUUUGUCCAGUUUUUUUUUUUUUUUUUUUUUUUUGUAUCAGUGUGAACAGACUCCAACUGGUUUGAUGAAGCUGCCACUUCAGUUCAGUGUUUUUCAGGCCGGGUUCUUCCCGUACUCUGGAUCUGAAUCCAAUUCAAGUCCGUUGGGAUGUGUUAUAACGGGAGAUUCAGAGCAUGAAUGUGCUCCUGAACCGUCUGCAGGAAUUGCAUGAUGCAAUCACGUCAACAUGAUCCAGAAUCCCAAAGGAACGCUGCAACCAUUUAAGAACUGAAGCUGUUUAGAGAGUCAGAGUUAGUGUGUGUGUGUAUAGGGUUUUUAAUAUAGUGCUCAGUGAGGGUAUAGAAUAUUCUUAAAUGGUGGAGCAGUGAUAUUCUAGUGCUUAUAAGGAGCUAUAAGGAGAACAACAUACAUAAUUAUUUAGCAAACAAAAAUGUGUUAAACAAACCAGAAUAUGUUUUAUAUUUCACAUUAUUCAAAGUAGCAUCUCUUGCUUAGACGACAGCUUUGAACAUCAGACUCCUAGAAUGGCUUGAAUUUCUUGUCUCUUAAUGUUUAAGUUUGAGAGCAUCAGUUAAAGUAAAGUAGUGAAGAGGUAGAGUUACAGGUAUACAGUGAAUAAUAGUGAAUAUUUGAGUAAUGUUCGAAUCCAGAUUAUGAGAAGCAAGAACUACUCAACUAAGUGAAGAAAAGAAAAGGUUAGUCAAUCCAAAAAAGUUAUGAUGGAACUGGCACUAAUCAGGAGCGCACCCGAGAAAGGAAGAGCAAGGGUUUCCUCUGUUACCAGCCUCAGAAACUGCUUUGUUAAGUUAUCAGCUCCCCAGAUAAGAGCCUGCCUAUGAUGAUGAUAUGACUUCAGUAUUCAUUUACAGUUUAGGUAAAAAAAAAAAUUAAAAAAAAAGAUAUCAGAUUAGUGCCAUAUCUAUAAAUAAAUAAAUAUUUUUAGCUUUUUGUGAUAGUUUCCUGUUAAAAGUAAUAGUUGUAAAAUUUGUAAAUGUAUUUAAACAAUAUGAGAAUAAAGGAAUUACUAGAAUAGACAAAAUUAAGAGAAACAGUAUACAGAAGUAUAAAAACUAAAAAAAAUGCAUUAAGUAAAACUAAGAGAUAGAUUUUAAGAUUUGACAUUAAAAAUGUGUAAUGCUCAUUUCUAUUAAGCUGAUUUGUUUCAUUUAAGUACUUGAAUAUUUAUUAAUUAUAAAUUAUAUAUUUUUACCCUACUUAGUAAUUAGACAAUGUGUAAAAAUCACCAGUUUCUGUUUUUAAAGCCUUAAAAAAAGCUUCUAAAAAGAAAAGUUGUGGUGGAAACAAGAUGUGCUGUUUUUUUUUUCUCCUUCAUGUUAGCUUUGGGUGAUUUCUUCAGAUUUUUUAGGGAUAUAAAGGAUUCAUGAACACGCCACAGGCACAAAUCCAAAGUGCUCAGGCCUAAUCUCAGACAUAAUGGAUGAAAUAUUUAAUGCAAUAUAUAAAAUAAAUAAUUAAGCAAGUGAUUUUUUUUUUUUUUUUUUUUUUUUUUUUUUUGCUUGUUUGGGAUUUUUUACAGUUAGAAAAAAUGUUUUGCGAAAAAAAACGAAUGCAAGAUUUGUAUUAGUGUUGGUUUAUAUCAUGAAAUAUCAACUGAAAUAUCAUUUUCUUUUACGUGUGUGUGUGUGUGUGUGUGUGUGUGCGUGCUCCAUUCCUCUACUGUACCUUUCCUUCAGACGCUGGCUGUAGGUGAUUUAUUAUCCAUGAGAAUGGGAAGUGUAUAUGGUGUACGAUGUUCUGUCUGAACAGAAUUUGUAAGCGCAGCACAAAUCUAGACCUCUCAGGCCUCACUGUUCAUGUUACAUUUUUGAUAUAGAAAUAAAUAAAUUAAUGAACAUCAAA
This is a messenger RNA of Astyanax mexicanus (Mexican tetra), 5936 nucleotides long. It is a transcript of the gene st14, whose product is annotated as ST14 transmembrane serine protease matriptase. The transcript is spliced from 19 exons. Bases 332 to 2869 code for a protein of 845 amino acids. Gene Ontology annotation, molecular function: serine-type endopeptidase activity; protein binding. The record is from RefSeq and is a predicted model, not a curated record. Gene Ontology annotation, biological process: acrosome reaction; proteolysis. Lineage: Eukaryota; Metazoa; Chordata; Actinopteri; Characiformes; Acestrorhamphidae.